GGCCCAUCAAUGCUGUGUCCAAGCACAGGAGCUCAACGCACACCCCUAAAUCUAAUCGCAAGCAUCUCGAUUCCGGGAAGUCCUGCAACAUCUCGAAACCUCGGCCACUUUCCCGCCUUCACUCAUCAAAACACGGACACUAAGGGCCUUCUCUCCGUUUUUAAAGUGGACCUAACACCGCCUUACUUUCUUGACAUGGGAGACAUGGGGGAUCCACUUAAAAAAAAACGUAUUAUCUCGUUGUGCGUCGGCUGUGGGAAUCAAAUCCAGGACCAGUAUAUUCUGCGAGUGUCUCCGGACCUUGAGUGGCACGCGGCAUGUUUGAAAUGUGCAGAAUGUAACCAGUAUCUGGACGAGUCCUGUACAUGUUUUGUCCGAGACGGAAAAACGUACUGUAAACGGGACUACAUCAGGUUAUACGGGAUAAAAUGCGCUAAAUGCAACAUCGGUUUCAGCAAAAAUGACUUCGUCAUGAGAGCGCGCUCGAAGGUUUAUCAUAUCGAGUGUUUCAGAUGUGUGGCGUGUAGUCGGCAGCUCAUCCCCGGAGACGAGUUCGCUCUGCGGGAAGAUGGGCUCUUCUGCAGGGCCGAUCAUGACGUGGUGGAGCGGGCAACAAUGGGUGCUGGUGACCCGUUAAGCCCAUUACAUCCGGCGAGACCUUUACAAAUGGCAGCAGAGCCCAUUUCGGCACGUCAGCCUGCGCUUCGACCUCAUGUGCACAAGCAGCCUGAGAAAACAACCCGCGUCCGGACAGUCCUCAACGAAAAACAGCUCCAUACCUUGAGGACUUGUUACAAUGCCAACCCUCGACCCGACGCUCUCAUGAAAGAGCAGCUCGUUGAGAUGACGGGUCUCAGCCCCAGAGUCAUCAGGGUUUGGUUUCAAAACAAACGCUGCAAGGACAAAAAGAGGAGCAUACUGAUGAAACAACUCCAGCAGCAGCAACCCAAUGACAAAAUGAACAUCCAGGGGAUGACAGGCACUCCAAUGGUGGCGACCAGUCCAGAGAGGCACGACGGUGGUUUGCAGGGAAAUCAAGUGGAGGUGCAGAGUUACCAACCGCCUUGGAAAGUCCUGAGUGACUUCGCACUGCAGAGUGACAUCGACCAGCCUGCUUUCCAGCAUCUGGUGAAUUUAUCUGAAGGAGGGCCAGGCUCAAACUCCACUGGGAGCGAGGUCGCCUCAAUGUCCUCACAACUGCCAGAUACACCAAAUAGCAUGGUAGCGAGUCCUAUAGAGGCCUAGGCCAGUGGAUUACGAUCCUGUACCUGAAGGAUGGGAAACGAAGUUUCGGGGAACCAAUCUCAGUGAUGGAGUUGUGAAGUCUCUUCCAUCCCUAUUUAAUUUAGGGCCAUUCUUGAAUAAAACCCAUCCUCCAACUGAAGCCUCUUUAACGAAACAACCAUUGGUUGUAUUUAUACACUGUGAUGACAAUCAUGGGAUUUAAACACACUCCGUUGUACCGAGCAAGUCCGACUAGUGCUGCGCAAAGACCAUUUCAUGAGUAUAUGAUGAGAAGUUGCAAACUCCAGCGAAAGUGGACCAAGCCGGCGCACAUAUUCAUAUAGCGAACUUGAAUUGAUCAUUGCAGUGCACCGUGGUGCGGCCGAGGGGACCUGGUCGGCCACACUUUUGCCAAAUACUCCUCCGCAUUUCCCCCCAUUUUUACUACAAUUCAAUGGACCUCUGUGGAUAUAAGAAGCAAGAGAACUUAGUCUAAUAUAUACGUUCGCACUGUUGUGCGAAACGCGAGUAGCCUAUAAUGAAAAAAUGACUGCUUAUUCUGUUUCUAUUAAAUAGAUCGAAAUGGACUAGUUCACAAAUAAGACGUUUUGAAGAGGGUAUAUGGCAGCCGAGGUCUACUGCGAUUACAGUUUUUAUCGGUCCCUUUUCAAGCCCAAGUACUGCUAAAGCAUUGCAACAAGGUAUACCUCUAUUUUGCCACAAGCAGUGUGGGAAUUUCAUGUGUUCGUGUCCGUCCAAUAUUGUUUUUCUUUCCCAAAGAUGUGUAUAUAUUUAAGUUAAUAUGACUGAUUAGAUCUGGAGGUUUCUGUAUAGAUUUAAGUUAAUAUGACUGAUUAGAUCUGGCGGUUUCUGUUUUGUUCCUGUAUUGCAAAUAUUUUGUUAUUUAUUGUCAAUAGACAUGCCACUUUGGUGUACUUUUACUUGCUGAAGUAAAAAGGAAGGAAAGAAAAUA
Xyrauchen texanus (razorback sucker) is the source of this 2197-nucleotide messenger RNA. RefSeq names its product insulin gene enhancer protein isl-1-like. The record is from RefSeq and is a predicted model, not a curated record. Gene Ontology annotation, molecular function: DNA-binding transcription factor activity, RNA polymerase II-specific; cis-regulatory region sequence-specific DNA binding. The transcript has 6 exons. Gene Ontology annotation, biological process: neuron fate specification; axonogenesis; positive regulation of transcription by RNA polymerase II. Gene Ontology annotation, cellular component: nucleus. The coding region runs from base 10 to 1245 and encodes 411 amino acids. Lineage: Eukaryota; Metazoa; Chordata; Actinopteri; Cypriniformes; Catostomidae.